Molecule: messenger RNA, 1616 nt
Organism: Nematostella vectensis (starlet sea anemone)
Lineage: Eukaryota; Metazoa; Cnidaria; Anthozoa; Actiniaria; Edwardsiidae
Product: ADP-ribosylhydrolase ARH1
Exons: 3
Coding region: 105-1169 (354 amino acids)
Biological process (GO): protein de-ADP-ribosylation
Molecular function (GO): ADP-ribosylarginine-[protein] hydrolase activity; magnesium ion binding
Source: RefSeq, a predicted model, not a curated record
AACGCCUUGCACAAGUGGCCUAACACUUUUCAAAACAAUUUCCUUAUUUAAUUUACAUUAACCAAAACUCCUACGUGAAUUAUUCGACAUUCAUCUUGCUUGACAUGGAGAAGUUCGUAGCAUCUAUGUUGUUAAGUGCUGCUGGAGAUGCCUUAGGCUUUAAAAACAGUGAAUGGGAAUUUCAGCACGAUGGUGAAAAGAUUCACAAGCAGCUAAAAGAUCUUGGAGGAGUGGCGAAUCUUAAAGUCAGCAAGAAGAAUUGGAGAGUCAGUGAUGACACCAUACUUCAUAUAGCAACUGGGGAAGCUCUGGUAUCUGACUGGUCUUCGAAGGAGGAACUUUAUCUUAAAUUGGCCGCCAACUACAAGGAAGGGAUGAGAGACAUGCGUGACCGUGCCGCUGGCAAUACCUUACAGAUGAGCAUUCACCAACUGAAGCCAGGAAGGCCAGGGGGGUACAUUAUCCCAUUCAACCCUAGAGGGGGAGGGUGUGGGGCAGCCAUGCGCUCUAUGUGCAUUGGGCUCCUCCUCUAUCGACCAGAGCAUCUUGAUGACUUGAUAGCUGUUAGUGUUGAGAGUGGCAGAAUGACACAUAACCACCCCACAGGCUAUCUGGGAGCUCUCACUGCAGCCCUUUUCACUUCCUUCGCCAUCCAAGCCAAGCCCAUACGUGAAUGGGGGGUGGGACUGAUGUCAACACUUCCAAAGGCCUUAAAAUAUGUACAGUCCAUCGGUCGAGACGUUAAGGAGAAUGAACAGGGCUGGUCAUACUUCACCGACAAAUGGACAAAGUACCUCAUGUUAAGGGGGAUUCUUGAUGGCACUAAUGAUCCUAAAUUUGCAGACAGAUAUACAGUAUCAGACAGGGACAAAUUCUACAAGUCUUUAAGUUACAGCGGGUGGGCUGGUUCCAGUGGUCAUGAUGCCCCGAUGAUUGCCUAUGAUGCUCUGCUUGGAGCAGGGGAUUCGUGGGAGGAGCUUUGCCACCGUGGGAUGUUCCAUGGAGGUGAUAGUGACAGCACAGGUGUCAUGGCUGGGGCGUGGUGGGGUGCACUACAUGGGUUUGAUGGUGUUCCUGUAGGCAAUUAUAAAAAUCUUGAAUACAGAGAACGGAUUGAGAACAUUGCAAAGAAACUGUAUGAAAAAGCAGUAACUCUUGGUGAGACUUAAAUAUAUAUAGCCAAGUGUUAUAGCAAAGCCAUGGACAAGAAAAUGCCAUAAUAAUAGGCAUUUUUGUAAGCAUGUGUCACAAUUUACACACACAAAAAAAUAGACCGAAAACAGAUACCUCCCCCCUUGAUGAGAAAAUUAUUUUUCUAAUGAGUCGCCACAUGGCUUUACUGAAACCAAAUUGAUUUAAAAAUUGUUUACAUUGCUAUUCUAGGUCUGUAUGACCUUGAAUUGAUGUGGGGCAAAAGAAUGUCUUUAUAAACCUGUUUGACUUUUGAGAGAGGGGUUGACUGGUCCUCCCCUCGUGAAUUUUUCUUUGCAUCUCCCAGAAUGCUUUGAAAUGUGUAAUAAGAGAAAAAUAGUUCCAGAAGCCUUAAAGCAGUUGACAUUGUGUUUUUAGGCCAUUAAAAUGGACCUGGGGGGUCAGAAUAAAGGUAUUUAUUCGUG